ACGCUCUCCGCCACUAAUUGGGACGUCAUCCAGAAACUUGUGGGCACGAUCCUAGGUGGCAAACAGACAUCCUGGGGGCGUACCACGUCCGGCAGCUUCAACCUCGUUCGCUUCCUGCAUGUGGAGGACCAGCCGGACGUCGUCGUGCGGGUUCCACUGAACCACGUUGAAACCCCCGAAAAUGCCGUACGCGACGUUGUCGCGACCAUGCAGUACUUCCACGAGAAAACCAAAGUCCCUAUCCCGCGCAUCAUCUCUUACAGCUCCUCGGCUGACGAGGUCAGCCGUCCCUACGUCGUCACUACAGAAGCGCAAGGAGUCGCCCUUUCUGGGAUCUGGGAUAAUAUGCUUGACCACAGACGCGAUAUGAUACUGCACCAGGUCGUCGAGCUGCUGCUCGAGAUGUACUCGCAUCGGUUCGAUAAGAUCGGGGCAUUAUCCCGCGAAGGAGAUGCCGGGGCGUGGGUGAUACGAGCAUCCCAGGGUUCGGAACAGCAGAGUCGAGUGUACACCAGUGGCACAGACUACUGGAUCGAUCACGCCACACGCAGGCUCGCGAACAUAGUAGACGAAGCGAAUGGUGACUCUGCCAUCUACGAGUACGCUCACGUGUGGUGGAUGCGGUCCCUCGUCCCCGCACUCUACGACAAUGCUCUCGACGAAGACGGAUUCCCGCUCAUGCACGGCGACUUCCACUCCCAAAACAUCUUCGUCGUCGACGCCGAGACGGAUAACCCGCGAAUCAGCUCCGUCAUCGACUGGGACAAUACGGGGACCAUCUGCACGAGCUCGUUCUCACAACCGCCGUUCUUCCUCGUCGACCAUCCGCUCGCCGACCCUGACGGCGAGAAGACGCAGGCCGCAGCGAAGAGGAACGCGCGUGACCGCGAGGUCUUUGCGCGCCUGCUGCGGGAAGAGGAGCUCAGGCGUUUCCCGAACCGUCCGCCGAGGCUCUCGAAGGCGCACGAGAGCUGGGAGGGCGUGUACUUGUUCGAGCAGUGCGUGGAUGGUGGCGUGAUGUACAGUGCCCUAUGGGAUCACUUCGUGGAGCAUAUUGUGGGCGACAAGGCCGCUCAUCAGGAGUACAUCUUUGGGCUGAUUGAGAAAGGUGUCCUCAAAUCGGUUGCAGAGCGGAUG
Messenger RNA from Fomitopsis serialis, 1137 nucleotides. RefSeq names its product kinase-like domain-containing protein. The record is from RefSeq and is a predicted model, not a curated record. The annotation marks the transcript as partial. Lineage: Eukaryota; Fungi; Basidiomycota; Agaricomycetes; Polyporales; Fomitopsidaceae. The transcript has a single exon.